Melopsittacus undulatus (budgerigar) is the source of this 3029-nucleotide messenger RNA. It is a transcript of the gene CDC16, whose product is annotated as cell division cycle 16. Bases 112 to 1983 code for a protein of 623 amino acids. Gene Ontology annotation, biological process: positive regulation of mitotic metaphase/anaphase transition; cell division; protein ubiquitination. Gene Ontology annotation, molecular function: protein binding. NCBI's taxonomy places the organism in Eukaryota, Metazoa, Chordata, Aves, Psittaciformes, Psittaculidae. The record is from RefSeq and is a predicted model, not a curated record. Gene Ontology annotation, cellular component: cytoplasm; anaphase-promoting complex. The transcript has 18 exons.
GCGUGGUACCGGCGGGCAGGACGCCUCGCCAGGCGGGCGGCCAGCUUGUAGAGCAGCGGGCUCGGCGCUUGGGCUACCUCACGUCAGCUUCCCCUCAGCCCCUGCGGGAGGAUGAACCUGGAGCGGCUGAGGAAGCGGGUGCGGCAGUACAUCGACCAGCAGCAGUAUCAAAGUGCCCUGUUUUGGGCAGACAAAGUAGCUUCACUGUCUCAUGAGGAACCACAAGAUAUCUACUGGUUGGCCCAAUGUCUUUACCUGACAGCUCAGUAUCAUAGGGCAGCUCAUGCCCUUCGAUCACGUAAAUUGGAUAAGUUAUAUGAAGCAUGUCGCUACCUUGCAGCUAGGUGUCAUUAUGCUGCAAAAGAACAUCAACAAGCUCUGGAUAUUCUUGAUAUGGAAGAGCCAAUCAACAAAAGGCUUUUUGAAAAGUACUUGAAGGAUGAAAGUGGAUUGAAAGACUCUACCACAGACUGGGAGAUGUCACAGUCCUCUAUCAAGAGCUCUAUAUGCCUUUUGCGAGGAAAGAUCUAUGAUGCUUUGGAUAACAGAACCCUAGCAACAUACAGCUACAAAGAGGCCUUGAAGCUUGAUGUUUACUGCUUUGAAGCAUUUGAUCUUUUAACAUCGCACCAUAUGCUGACGGCACAAGAAGAAAAAGAGCUUCUUGAAUCUCUACCUCUUAGUAGACAGUGUACAGAAGAAGAACAAGAAUUGCUUCACUUUUUAUUUGAGAAUAAAUUGAAAAAGUAUAAUAAACCCAGUGAAACACUGAUUCCUGAAUCAGUAGAUGGUCUUCAGGAAAACCUGGAUGUGGUAGUAUCCUUAGCUGAAAGACAUUAUUAUAACUGUGACUUCAAAAUGUGUUACAAGCUUACUUCAGUAGUAAUGGAAAAGGAUCCUUUCCAUGCAAAUUGUUUACCUGUGCAUAUAGGAACGCUUGUGGAGCUUAACAAAGCAAAUGAGCUUUUCUAUCUUUCUCACAAACUGGUGGAUUUGUACCCAAAUAAUCCUGUGUCAUGGUUUGCAGUAGGAUGCUACUACCUCAUGGUUGGCCACAAAAAUGAACAUGCCAGAAGAUACCUCAGCAAAGCUACUACACUUGAGCGAACCUACGGGCCUGCGUGGAUAGCUUAUGGACAUUCAUUUGCAGUUGAGAGCGAGCAUGACCAAGCAAUGGCUGCAUACUUCACAGCUGCACAGCUUAUGAAAGGGUGUCAUUUGCCAAUGCUCUAUAUUGGACUGGAAUAUGGUUUGACCAACAACUCAAAGUUAGCUGAAAGGUUUUUCAGCCAAGCUUUAAGUAUUGCACCUGAAGAUCCUUUUGUUAUGCAUGAAGUUGGAGUGGUUGCAUUUCAAAAUGGAGACUGGAAGACUGCAGAAAAGUGGUUUCUUGAUGCACUGGAAAAAAUCAAAGCUAUCGGAAAUGAGGUGACAGUGGAUAAGUGGGAGCCUUUAUUGAACAACUUAGGACAUGUCUGCAGAAAACUCAAGAAAUAUGAAGAAGCACUGGAAUACCAUCGUCAGGCUCUAGUAUUAAUUCCUCAGAACGCUUCUACUUACUCUGCCAUCGGCUACAUACACAGUCUAAUGGGCAAUUUUGAAAGUGCCAUCGACUAUUUUCAUACGGCCCUUGGUCUUAGGAGGGAUGACACAUUUUCAGUCACAAUGCUUGGACAUUGCAUAGAAAUGUAUAUUGGUGAUUCUGAAGCCUACAUUGGAACAGAGAUCAAAGACAAAUUAAGAUGUUACGACUUUGAUGUACAUACAAUGAAGACAUUAAAGAACAUCAUUUCACCUCCCUGGGAUUUCAGAGAAUUCGACAUAGAAAGACAAACUCUGGAUGAAAGUGGCAUAGUAACUUUAGAGACAUCACAUCAAAGAAAAAGUACAGAUACCAGCCGCCCACUGGAAGAAACAUUUGAGAUUGAAAUGAAUGAAAGUGACAUGAUGUUAGAAACAUCAAUGUCAGACCAUAGCACAUGACCAUAAAUGUUGAUAGCUCAUUUUGUUGAAGUACAAUACAUUUGUUUUAGCAUUUUUGUUAUGGUGUUCUACUUUCAAGAAUUUACUAUUUUUCUAUGAAUUCAAACUACUACUCUGUACUUAACACCAGAGAAAUAAUGCUUGCCUUAAGGAUGAUUAAAAAGUAUAGGUGGACUAUUUCUACAAAAAUAAUCAUACAAGAUGAAGUAAAAAAUAAAUUCACUUUUUUUUUUUAAACUGUUUACUGAUCUGUCUGACAUCAGUAAGACUGUGAAGGCUUAAAAAUAGUACUUCACAUGGAACUGUUCACAGUGUUGUUACAUUGAAUAGCCAGUCUAAUAUAGCAGUAUUGUGACUUCUGAGUUUUCAUUCUGUCUGUGUGGAAUGCCUUCUCAGUAAAUAAACAGAAUUUCAUUAAGUUUUAGACAUGCUACUUCAUAAAUAUAUAUUCAUUUAAGGACCAAUUUCAGUGGGUUUCCAUCAUUUGACUCUUAAUUUGGCAUACAUUAAGCUGGUGACAAAGCAUGUACUACAUUCUCCCAGUUAUUAAUUUCAAUUCUUUAUCUAUUGUAUAACUGAAAGAUCACUUGAAAACUUUUUCUGGGAAGCUGACUACACCACAAACAUGAUGUAAAUAUGCUUCUGGGAAGCUGACUACACCAAACAUGGUGUAAAUACUAAGAUCGAUCAGUCUUACAGUAGUGUCAUAAGAAAGCUGUAAGCCACAGUGUACACUACCAUAGGGACCACGCUCCCUCUCUUCACACAGUUGCUUUGUCAAUGCAAAGGAUUAACUGAGUAAUACACGUACACACUUUUUACAAGCCUCUAAAGUGUGGUAUUUUUAAAGUCAUUGGUUCACUGAAAAAAAGAAGUAAAACAUACACCUCUGAAACAGCAGCAGUGACUUGUCUGUCUACUACACAGGACAGGUCUGUUUGCUGCUUUAGCAUGAAUGUUGAAUGUAUUCUGUGUAAUUCUUUUCCUUUGUUGCCUUUUUCACCUGUGUGACUGUGGGGCUUAUAAUUAAAAACUUAAUGCUACAA